Molecule: messenger RNA, 3453 nt
Organism: Ilyonectria robusta
Lineage: Eukaryota; Fungi; Ascomycota; Sordariomycetes; Hypocreales; Nectriaceae
Exons: 2
Coding region: 1-3453 (1150 amino acids)
Source: RefSeq, a predicted model, not a curated record
AUGGAACCCGCCCCGGCUCCUCUCCAUGGGCCUGGGGUCCCAUUGCCGCCCUCAACGACAUAUUCUGAUACUCGCUCUGAUACUCCUACAAGUCCCUCCGACACUCCAACCGCUUCGUCUCCGUCUGACCCUGUCGACUUUCCACCACCACCACCACCAGAGUCAGCCCACCACCAGAGUCACACUGACCGUCAGCUACCACCUGCUUCGCCAAAGCACGCUGCAUCUCACUCGAGAUCUCAAACUGUCGACCGUCUCCCCAGUUCUCAGAGCCCUACAGCUUCCGCCUCUGCUGUCGCCGCUGCCACUGUCGUUCGUCCUCCGUCGGGCAAACCCAUCAAGCGGAAGCCUCUCUCCUCUGCAGCCUCGGCCGUGGCCUUGCGCUUUUCUUCCUCCGGCUCUCCUCUCCCGUCCCCCCUCGAGCUCCCCAAGCCAGAACAGAGGUUCGCAAGGUCCUUCUCGGUGGACAGUCCGACCCUCUACGAGUUCUCCUCAGCCGCUCGCGCUUCGCCGCUGGCGUGCCAGCCCCCCGACGCGAGUCUGGCUUCCCUCAGCGCGGCCUCGCCCGUGUCGCGAAGCAUUCCACCACCGGCUCCUAGCCCUACCGUCUCAACCUCUGACUUCUCUGAUGUCCUGGACGGGUAUGACGAUCUGAUUCCAGACGACAAAUCAGAUUCCGUACCAGACGCCUUGCCCGAAACUGCAGUAGACCUGCGCGACGUGAACAAAGAAACGGCCGAGAAGCUCGAUAUCAACGACAAAGACACUGCCCUCAACAAAGUCGUCGAAACCAAAGUUAUCGACGUGCACCCCGACUCAGACCUUGACACGCGCGCUAUCCAACCUGAUAAUAUUAAUUCUAAUUCAUCUCCUGCGCCCAUGUUAGCUCCGAAGCCGACACCACCUCACCUCAAGCUCGACCAAGUUACCCUCUCGAUAACUACAGACGAGCCGCAGUCAUCUAGCAGCUCGCAAUCACCCGCAUCCUUGCACGCAAACACAUCACCACAGCUCAACAAGCCGUUACCCAGGUCACCAGUUGGCCCACCAGCCUCACCCUUUGCUGCUCUAUUCAGUUGGGCAGCACCUUCACCCUCGGCCACCGAGUUCUCCUCCCUAUCGACACCCGUCUCGCCCUCUCGGGGCGGUACAGCCAAUGAUACCCCUUACACCACCGCCACCAACUCCUUUGCGGAAUUUUCAAAGACCAACCCGAAUGCUGGAUACCGCGAAUCAUACCUAUCAUCACAACCUACACCGGCCCAACUCGAAGAAAUGGAGGACGAGUUGAAGGCUAUCAGCGUCGAGCUGGCAUCCUCCAUCCGUCGCGAGAUGGAUUUGGAGGACCUAGUAGACCGACUACAAGAACAAGUUAGCAACCCUCAGGCUCCCGGCAAGAGGAGCAGCGACUACUUCUCCGACUCUGGGUACAGUUCAGCCAAACUGAGCGAGGCCGACCAGGGCCGCGAGGAGAUUGAGAAAAUCCAGAGAAGAUCAGAACAAGAAAAGGCGUCAAUUCGGCUUGAACUGACCAACAAGCUCCAAGAUGAGAGAUCAAGACGGAGAGCCCUUGAUCAGCAGAUUAAGCAGCUGGCUGAGAGGGCAUCUCAGAUCGACCUUGCCGAGAUUAACAACCUGGAUGCCAAUGGACGACUCAAGGACCUCGAAAACACCUGCGGAGACCUUAGGAGACGACUCUCAGAGGAACGCACAGUUAAGAACAACUUUGAGGAUCUGCUCACUGCCCUCCGAGGUGAGUUGCAUGAUGCAUGCAAUGAGAGAGACAAUCUCCGCGACGAAAUUGUUCCUCAAUUGAGAGCCCGUGUCGAGGGUCUCGAAUCCGAGGCCGCCGACUAUUCCAACUUGACAUAUGAGUCAAGCAAGAUUCAGCAGGAGCUCCAUUUACUUAAGAAAGAAAACGAUACUCUGCGACACUCAGCAAUGUCAGGGACCUCAACACCCCCAAUGAACAGGAUGUCCCGUGCCAUGUCUGGUGGUCUCGCUAGGUCUAACUCGGUGGCAACCGGUUCAUUCCGGGGCCAACGACCUCCUGCCCUUCAGCUAUCGAGGUCGAAUAGCGUGAAGAAUAGCGGCCCAGCUGAGUCUCGCGAGGCCCUUUCCGAGAGGCUCAAGGAUGUUGAGGCACAGAGGGACGCCCUACACAGCGCCCUGAAGAACCUACUUGACAGACAAGAGUGCCAGAACCGAGAGAAUGAGAAGAAGAUCCGCAUUCUUCAGCACGAGCGAGAGAGGCUCUUAUCGGCAUCCCCCCGGAAGGGCGGCUUCGAACGAGACAUUUCUAAUUUGCGAACUGAGAUCAAUGUUCUCCGCCGUCGGGCUGAAGAGGCCCUUGAGCAGAAGUGGCAAGUUGAGAAGGGUCUGGGCGGUCUGAAGAUGGACCUCGAUAGAGCCGAGGAAGAAAUCGCACUUCUUCGUGAUCUUCUUAAGGAGAAGGAUAUCCUCAUCCCCCCCUCUUUUGCUCGAUCGAGCGGAUCUAGCACCGCUAGCAGUUCUUUCGGCAACCCCAGUGGCCCAGUGACAUCGGAGUCACUUGAGAAAGCUUACCAAGACCUCCAAGCGGCCUACCUCGAAUCCCUAGACCGAAUUAAGAAGCUUGAGCUCGGCACUGCCUCUGAUGAGAAGACUCAAGUUGCUAUGGAACGUCUAGAGCGCACCCUCUCCGUGGCGGUCACCGAACGUGAUGUUGCCAAGCAUGAGAUCGACGCUCUGAAGAACCAUUUCGACAAUGUCAGUGCCAGCGAGUCCAAGACCCUCCAGAGCGAAAGAGCUCUCGCAGAUGAGCUCAGCGAGUCGGCUCGCCGUGUCGAGGAACUCGCCUCUCAGAUCCAGCAACAGCUUGCGACAAACGCUUCCCUCCGAGAGCGUCUUGCUGCUACCAUCACCCGAGGCGAAGAUGAUCACAAGGCCAACUCGGACCGCAUCGCUGACCUACAAGUUCGCCUCAAGGACAUGGAGGAUCAACUCAUCUCCGCCCAGACUGCUUCUGAGGAUCGGGUCACCCGUCAUGAAGAGGAGAUCGCCGCCCUCCGAGAGGCUCACAACGAACAGCUUCGCCGCAUGGACAGCAGCCCUGGCCUCGGAGGCUUCCGAUCCCCUGGACUCCUAUCGCCUCGCAAGCCGUCACUUUUGAGCCCACUCUCCCCGAGGUUCCCGCUCUCACCCCGCAUUCUCGCCGAGAAGAGCUUCGAGGAUGCAGCCCAGAUGGACGCGCUUCGGCAGCGCGUCUCAGAGCUCGAGAAAGCUCUCGAAGAUGCUGAGAAUGAGAUGCAAGAAGUCGUGGCUAGGAUGAGCGUUGCGCAGAUCGAGGUGCUGAACCUUCAGGAGGAGCGUGAGACUGCUGUGCGAGAGACCCGCCGCCUGCAGAAGAUAAUCGAGCAAGAAAAGAUGAAAUCCUUUGAGGAGCGAUUCAAGACGCUGAGCGUGAACGCUUAA